This is a messenger RNA of Rotaria socialis, 810 nucleotides long. The record is from the annotation of a GenBank genome assembly. Lineage: Eukaryota; Metazoa; Rotifera; Eurotatoria; Philodinida; Philodinidae.
AUGGCCUCCACCUCAUCAAACAAGUCGCGUUGUGCAACAUGUGGCAAAAACAUUGGAACUUUUACCUGUCGUGGAUGUUCACAAGAUUUUUGCCUGUCACAUGCUCAAGAACAUCGUCAAUUACUUGGUAAACAAAUGGAUGAAGACGUCAUACUCAUGCACGAUCAGUUCCAGCAAUGUCUCAAUGAACAGGUUAAACAGCCUAGUCUGCAUCCUCUAAUGAAAGAAAUUAAUGAAUGGGAAAAACAGUCAAUUGAAAAAAUACAACUAGUUGCUCAAGUUGCUCGACAGAAAGUCCUCAAUAUUAUAAGUAAACACACAGAUAAUGUGAUAAUAGCUUUAACAUCAAUCAAAGAACAGUUGAGUAGAGCUCGAGAUGACGAUGAUUUCUUCGAAUCUGAUAUUAAUGAAUGGAAAGAAAACUUGGAAAAAUUAAAAACGGAUUUAAAUACACCGAAAGCAAUUACAAUUAAGUUUGACAAUAAGAUGAACUCCUUCAUACCGAAAAUUUCGGUUCAGAAAGAAAGGCCGAUUACUGAAAGUACUCGCACAACUUAUGGUUGGGCUGGAGGAGAUCAAGUAUAUCUCAAUGGUACAUGUAGUCAUGAUUCUAAUGGUUACAAAACAGAUAUCGAAACGAAUCAUACAUUAGAAUUCAUGAUUGAUUGUGAUAAACAAAAGCUCCGUUUAAAAAAUGAGCAAACCCAAAGCAUAUAUGAACUUGGUGUUGAUAUAACCAAAUGUCAUUUUCCGUGGCAAAUUAGCCUGAAUCUUUGUGGUUCCAAAGCUCGCCUUCGACUUCUACAAUAG